Portunus trituberculatus (swimming crab) is the source of this 3394-nucleotide messenger RNA. It is a transcript of the gene Rad23, whose product is annotated as UV excision repair protein RAD23 homolog B-like. Bases 93 to 1295 code for a protein of 400 amino acids. NCBI's taxonomy places the organism in Eukaryota, Metazoa, Arthropoda, Malacostraca, Decapoda, Portunidae. Gene Ontology annotation, cellular component: nucleoplasm; cytosol. The record is from RefSeq and is a predicted model, not a curated record. The transcript is spliced from 11 exons. Gene Ontology annotation, biological process: nucleotide-excision repair; proteasome-mediated ubiquitin-dependent protein catabolic process. Gene Ontology annotation, molecular function: damaged DNA binding; ubiquitin binding; polyubiquitin modification-dependent protein binding.
UCCGGCAGUGACGUCACAGCUCAUGGCGGCUGUGUGAGGCUCCUGGAGGCGGGGAGAGGAAGUCCUUAUUUCGGAGUUCCCACGCGGUGAAGAUGGUCGUCCUCACGCUAAAAAACUUGCAGCAGCAGACAUUCUCCGUGGAAAUUGAAUUGUCGGCCACGGUUAAAGCCUUGAAGGAGAAGGUUGAGAAGGAGAAGGGAUCAGACUAUCCAGCUGUAGGUCAGAAGUUAAUUUAUGCAGGUAAAAUCCUCCAAGAUGACUCGACACUUGAUUCCUACAACAUUGAUGAUAAGAAGUUCCUGGUCAUUAUGGUGACGAAGCCUAAGCCAGCACCACCUCCUUCUGGGCCUUCCGACCCCAUGGAAACAGUGGAGACGGGGAAACUACCACAGAGUGAUCCAACAGCUACAACUGAUGCCUCCUCUACUUCAACUUCUUCCACCACUGCCACCAUUACCACUACUACCACCUCAGCAUCAUCGCAACCUGCGGAAACUCCGUCAACUCAAUCUGGACCAACCACGCAGCCUUCCUCGGGAGGGUCUGUUGGGGGUGCAGAGUCCUUGAUAGUGGUGGGCGAGGAAUUCAACCGCAUGGUAGAAAAUAUAAUGGAAAUGGGUUAUGAGAGGCCUCAGGUAGAGCGGGCUUUGAGAGCGAGUUUCAACAAUCCAUACACGGCAGUGCAGUACUUGGUGGAUGGCAUUCCACCCAAUCUAGAGGAACCAGCUGGCCAGCCUGCAGGGGCUGGUGGUGAUGGUGGUGGUGGUGGUGGUGGUGGUGGUGGCGGCGGUAUUGUGGUUGAGGAACCCCCUGCGGGGUAUUGGAAUGAGGGAGAUAUUGAAGCAGACCCGCUCAGCUUCUUCCGGUCUCAGCCGCAGUUUGAACAGAUGAGACAGAUGAUAAGGUCAAAUCCAUCUUUGCUGGAUGCAUUCAUCCAGCAGAUUGGACAAACUAACCCACAACUUCUACAGACAAUUCAACAGAAUCAGGAAGCCUUUGUUCGGAUGCUAAACGAAGGUGGUCCUGGAUCAGGAAGUGGUAACACUGGAGGAAGUGGUGGAAAUACUGGAGCUCAGGGUAGUGGAGGUGGUGGAGGUGGUGGUGGUGGUGGUAGUGGUGGACGUGCUGCACCUGGCCAGACUGCAAUCUUCCUCUCCCCCCAAGAUAGGGAUGCCAUUGACAGGCUUAAGGCUCUUGGCAACUUCCCAGAAGAUGUGGUCGUUCAGGCUUACUUUGCCUGUGAAAAGAAUGAAAAUUUGGCAGCUGAGUUUCUCUUUAGCCAGACCUGGGACUAAGCCCAGCUGGUAGGGGUGUCUGGCCACAUCCUGUCAGGGCCAGGAGGGAGAGUGACUCUGCCGUGUGUUGCGGCCAAUCUUUUGGACAACUCACUUGACUGUUCAGUGGCUUGUUAUUUCCAAAUUCUCACAGGAAAGUCAGCAAGUGCAUUCACCAUUACAUUACAUAAGUUACAUCCAUAAAAUAAUGUGCAUUUGACAUACUACUGCUGUAGUUAUUUCCAUAAUGGCGACGAGACAGUCUGUGGUUGACACACACACACACACACACACACACACACACACACACACACACACACACACACACACACACACACACACACACACACACACACACACACACACACACACACACACACACACUUACAGGAGUAUGUGUUUUAGUGUAGGCCAGGCAACCUGCACUGUUGUUAUGUGGUUGUUUGCUUCCCACACCCAGCCAGACCUCCACCAUUCCUCUCUGUAAAUAAUACAAAUAAGAAUGCACGCCCAGCCUCCCCUCUUUCAGCUUCAUGCUGGAUGGGGUUAAGACUAGUGCAUUGUUGCCCCUUGGCUGCUUGCCUUGUGAUGGCACACAGAGACGGUUGGAAUUGUUGUGUCUAGCAAGAAUAUUCAGGUAUUCCAUCCAAAACAUUGAUUUCAAAAUUAGUUAUUUAUUUUCUCUGGUUUCUUAUCUUUAUAAACUGAAAUGUCUUACACUGAUAAUUUUCCAAAUGCUUUAGGUUGACAUUUAACUGUUUUAUAGUCAUAUUCCAGCUAAGUCAACUCUGAGUGAACAUGGAGUCUGCUUGUGCUGGCCAGAAGUCCUCACUUUGGGUGCAGCUUGCAAACUAUCAAAGAAAAUUCUAGCAUCUUGCUUCUCUGUGAGAAAAUGAUAUGUAGAUUUUAUUGCUCAAUUUCAUAUUUUUAAACUAUAGAUUGGUAUAUUAUAUAUGUAAAAAUUGAAAGGUCAAGAAGCAACGUGUUGUGGAUAAUGACGUACUGCUCUUAGUUUGAGAAGCUCAUAAUUUUUUGGCUCCUUGUGCAAACUGGUGAAACAUCUCUGAAUGUCAUUAGAGUUGCUUCAUCAGUUUUGCUGUACACAAGUGAAAUCAUGGUAUUUUGUUUGUUGUUUAGUUAGAGCUAAUUUUCUCCCUCAUGACUUUGAAGCAUGGAAUGUUGGUUGAGGCAUGCAGUGCAGCGCUACUCUCAACACCCCAGUAAGGCUGACCAUACAAAGAAAUAAUGAGUUGCUAGCAAGCACUUGCAGAGCACUGAGCAACCAGGCUAAAUUAUUGUGGGUUAAGUCACUGUUGAUUAAAGAUGAUUAUGCAUACAUAUAUAUAUAUAUACGUAUAUAUAUAUCUAUAUAUAUUAUUUUCCUGUUGUGCAGGAAACCUAGUGCCCAAGCUGCCCCCAGUCCCUACCUUGAGCCCACCUCAUUGGUCAUGGGUAUGCUUAACUUUAUUAAUUAACAGCAGGUGCACAUCACCACUACCAGUACUAACCACUUCCAACACCACAGUGUCAUCUGGUUGCUCACAACUGCCUGUGCUGCCACACAUCAAAGUGAUCACAUCUAGAUAGAAUAAGUUGCCACUGCUCUCCCUAGGCCUUACUUCUAUAGGGAGACAUUUUGUAAAAAAAAAAAAAAAAAAGAAAGAAAAGAAAGUAUUUGUUGAUAUUUCUUGUGAAGAGGAAUAUGACCAGCAGGUUCAACCAUUGUUUUUAUUUAACCCUGGGAUGGUGCAGGAGGAAAAGACAAUUAUGCAUUAAAGGCUGGUGCCAAAGUUCAGCCUUGCUUUGUAGCCUGUCAUUGUCAGCUUCAUGUAGUUAACAUUUGUGUCAGAGAUUUUGGGUUAUGGGGUGCUGAGGCGAUUGCCUGCUGCCCUGACCCGUGCUGGCUGCUAAGAGCAGGUUUCAGUUCUUGAUUUGCUAGAGAGCUUUACAUUGUCUUCCUUUUCUUGUAUAAAUUCACAGGUCUGCAAGUUUUUAAUUUUCAAACUUCUUCAUUGCUGCUGUUGCCAAUACUAUCAUUAUUCUUAGAAUUUUAUUUUUUUGCCUUGGUUUUUUGUUUGCUCUUCUGUCCUGUAUUCACAUCUCAUAAAUAUAUUUAGAGA